Messenger RNA from Labeo rohita (rohu), 3336 nucleotides. RefSeq names its product deleted in malignant brain tumors 1 protein-like. The record is from RefSeq and is a predicted model, not a curated record. Gene Ontology annotation, cellular component: membrane. NCBI's taxonomy places the organism in Eukaryota, Metazoa, Chordata, Actinopteri, Cypriniformes, Cyprinidae. The transcript has 14 exons. Bases 1 to 3336 code for a protein of 1111 amino acids.
AUGAAGGAGAUGAUGAGGAGUCUGAAGUUGAUGUUUCUGCUAAAACUAAUCACUGCUGUCUGUCAUGCAUCUGUUGCACAAAAAGACAGUGUGAAUGUGAGGUUAGUCGGUGGCUACAGUCGCUGUGCUGGUAGAGUGGAGGUUCAUCAUAGAGGUCAGUGGGGAACAGUGUGUGAUGUCGGUUGGGAUUUGGUUGAUGCUGCAGUGGUGUGUAGAGAACUGGACUGUGGAGAACCUGUAGAUGCUCCGAGUGAUGCUCAUUUUGGACAAGGGUCAGGACCAAUCUGGAUGAGUUAUGUUGUGUGCACUGGAUCAGAGUCCACACUUAAGAACUGCGGGUCAGCGGGUUGGGGUAAAAGCAGUUGUGAUCAUUCUAAAGAUGCUGGAGUCAUCUGCUCAGGUGUCAGGCUGGUUGGAGGUUCUCGCUGCUCUGGGAGGUUAGAGAUACUUCAUAAUCAGACGUGGAUGUCAGUGUGUGAUGCUGCCUUUGACCAGCAGGAUGCAGAGGUUGUGUGUAGAGAGCUGGACUGUGGGGCUCCUGUACAGGUGCUGGGAGCAGCUGCUUUUGGCAAAGGAGACACUCAGAUGUGGACACAAGAGAUUCAGUGUAGAGGAAAUGAAACUCAGAUUAAUCUUUGUCUAACAUCACCAUCACAUAAAAACAACUGUUCACAGAACAGCAAUGUUGGACUAAUGUGUGUUGACAGUGUGAAUGUGAGGUUAGUCGGUGGCGACAGUCCUUGUGCUGGUAGAGUGGAGGUUCAUCAUAGAGGUCAGUGGGGAACAGUGUGUGAUGAUGACUGGGAUUUGGCUGAUGCUGCAGUGGUGUGUAGAGAACUGGACUGUGGAGAACCUGUAGAUGCUCUGAGUGAUGCUCAUUUUGGACAAGGAUCAGGACCAAUCUGGAUGAGUUAUGUUGUGUGCACUGGAUCAGAGUCCACACUGAAGAACUGUGGCUCAGCAGGAUGGAGUAAAAGCAGUUGUGAUCAUAAAGAUGCUGGAGUCAUCUGCUCAGAAGUCAGGCUGGUUGGAGGUUCUCGCUGCUCUGGGAGGUUAGAGAUACUUCAUAAUCAGACGUGGAUGUCAGUGUGUGACGCUGCCUUUGACCAGCAGGAUGCAGAGGUUGUGUGUAGAGAGCUGGACUGUGGGGCUCCUGUAGACACUCAGAUGUGGACACAAGAGAUUCAGUGUAGAGGAAAUGAAUCUCAGAUUAAUCUUUGUCUAACAUCACAAUCUCAUAAAAACAACUGUUCACAGGACAGCAAUGUUAGACUAGCGUGUGCUGAUGCAAUGAAUGUGAGGUUGGUUGGUGGUAACAGUCCCUGUGCUGGUAGAGUGGAGGUUCAUCAUAGAGGUCAGUGGGGAACAGUGUGUGAUGAUGACUGGGAUUUGGCUGAUGCUGCAGUGGUGUGUAGAGAACUGGACUGUGGAGAACCUGUAGAUGCUCUGGGUGGUGCUCAUUUUGGACAAGGAUCAGGAACAAUCUGGAUGAGAGCUUUUUGUUCUGGACUGGAAUCUACAUUGAAGAACUGUGAAUCAGCAGGAUGGGGUUUACACACAUGUAGUCAUAAUGAUGAUGCUGGAGUCAUCUGCUCAGAUCAUAAACAUUCCAGACUUGUUGAUGGACCUCACCUGUGCUCUGGAAGAUUAGAGGUGAUUCAUGCGAAUACCUGGAAUACAGUGUGUGAUGCUGCUUUUGACCAGCAGGAUGCAGAGGUUGUGUGUAGAGAGCUGGACUGUGGGGCUCCUGUACAGGUGCUGGGAGCAGCUGCUUUUGGCAAAGGAGACACUCAGAUGUGGACACAAGAGAUUCAGUGCAGAGGAAACGAAUCUUAUAUUUCUUUCUGUCCAGCAUCAUCUUCUCUCAAACACAACUGUACCCAUGAAAAUGCCAUUGGGUUGUUAUGUUCUGUUUACACAGAUCUCAGGCUGGUAAACGGACCAGACUAUUGUUCUGGAAGAGUGGAGCUUCAGUUCCUCAGUAAAUGGGGCACAGUGUGUGAUGCAUGCUGGGAUAUGAGAGCUGCCAGUGUCCUCUGUAGACAGCUGAAUUGUGGGAUUGCUGUGUCUGUUGUGGGAUCAGACUGGUUUGGAGAGGGAAGUGGUGAAAUCUGGGCUGAUGUGUUUGAUUGUGACGGGAAUGAAACAAAACUCUCAGAAUGUUCCAUCUCUUCAUGGAGUCGAGCUGAAUGUUCUCAUAGACGAGAUGUUGGAGUCAUCUGCUCUGAUUCCUCUCUGGCUCUUCAUGAUGGUCUGGUGCGGUUGUCUGGAGAGAGACAGUGUGAGGGGGAGGUGGAAGUUUUCAUCCAUCAGGUCUGGAGGAGAGUUCUGCUGGACUCCUGGAGUCUCACUGAAUCCUCUGUGGUCUGCAGACAGCUGGGCUGUGGCUCUGUGCUGAACUUCUACGGCUCCUCUUCAUCCAGUCCUGAACACAGUCAUGAGUGUGUGACGGGCUUCCAGUGCUCUGGGAGUGAAGCUCAUCUGGGGAACUGCAGCUCUCCACAAACUCUCAACUGCAGCUCCACACAACAGCUGUCAAUCACCUGCCUUGGUGAGAACAACAACAUUCGUGGGUCCAUCAGGCUGGUGGGUUCUGGGGGAGACUGUGCAGGGAGGCUGGAGGUUUUUCACAGCGGCUCAUGGGGGACAGUGUGUGAUGACUCCUGGGAUAUUAAAGAUGCCCAUGUGGUGUGCAGACAGCUGCAGUGUGGAGUGGCCCUCAGUAACCAGCAGGUACCAGCCUGGUUUGGUCCUGGUUCUGGACCCAUAUGGCUGGAUGAGGUGGAGUGUGAGGGGAAUGAGACGUCCCUGUGGAGCUGCUCUUCUCCAGGCUGGGGAAAACAUGACUGUCAACACAAUGAGGAUGUAGGAGUCGUGUGUUCAGAAUUUAAAGAGAUCAGGUUAACUGAGGGCUGUGAAGGAAAUGUGGAGGUUUUCUACAAUGGAUCCUGGGGAAAUUUGUGUUACAACAAGAUGGACAGAGACACAGCGAGUCUGAUCUGUCAAGAGCUGAACUGUGGAAGAUCUGGCAGUGAACCCAAAAAUUCAGUGGGACUGAAGCCUCAUAAUUGGCUGGAUUUUUUAAAAUGUCGACGACAUGACUCCACUUUAUGGCAGUGUCCAUCUUCACCCUGGGGACAGAAUGACUGUAAUAAUGAGGUGGCCAAGAUCACCUGCUCAGAUCAUCUUCCUCUCAGACUGAGUGGAGGGGAGGGCCGGUGCUCUGGGAGGCUGGAGGUGUAUCAUAACGCUGUGUGGGGCUCAUGUGUGGGAUCUAAUGAUAAUGUGAACCAGUUUUACCCUCUACUGAAGAUCACAUCAGGUGCACAGCGCUAA